This is a messenger RNA of Aureobasidium pullulans EXF-150, 2078 nucleotides long. RefSeq lists its product as uncharacterized. The record is from RefSeq and is a predicted model, not a curated record. Bases 387 to 1811 code for a protein of 474 amino acids. Gene Ontology annotation, biological process: protein N-linked glycosylation. Gene Ontology annotation, cellular component: Golgi membrane. Lineage: Eukaryota; Fungi; Ascomycota; Dothideomycetes; Dothideales; Saccotheciaceae. Gene Ontology annotation, molecular function: glycosyltransferase activity. The transcript is spliced from 3 exons.
GGGAGGUAAGAACGAACAAGUGUAUCAAGGCGAAAACGAAGCCACGGGACGCGAAAGAGGUGACUGGUUGAGUAGAAAGGAGUGCUCUCUUGAUAGUCGGUUGUUGCACAGGCACUGCCAAGACGACCAAUCUGGCAGGAAGCCCCCAAAGUACCGACCAAAAGCCAAACGUAGCUGCAGCGAGAACAGGCUGCCCCUGGCACUCUCUUUGUUUGCCCGUUGAACUGCUUUUCUUUCCCACCUGGUCUUCGUUCCGUCCGACUUGCAUCCUCCGACCCACGGCCCCCAAAGAGCGUCAACCCGGUGGCAUCUUUCUUUCUGCCCAUCGUCCGCCAUGCGCUAGCCUUCCAACACACAGCCCGUCCAGAAAUUUAUAGACACGCACCAUGUCGCUCUCACGAUCUCCUUCACCAAAACGAGGCGGUGGUUGGGCGAGUCCUGGACUCAAUGCCAACUUCGCCCAGAGUAGAAGCACCACCCCCGUGACAUCGUACAGCCAGAACCACAGCGUCACCUGGGCCUCCGCCCAAGCAAGGAGCCACCAGGUCAAUGGAUACCCGGCAUACCAAGAAGCCAACUCGGGCUUCUUCGGAAAGCACAUGCGCAAAAUUUCGGCGAGUCUGCCCUUCUUUAACAAUGGCCCCAAGGACGAGCGCCAGGCCGAAAAGGAGAAGGCGGGCAGAGGCAGAUGGGCUCCUGCCAGAGGAGGCUAUCUUGCAAACAUCAAGGCCAUGCUUGGCCGUCAUUUGCUGAGAUCAAAGGCCCGAUUUGUUUUGGUCUUGGUCUUCUUGUUGCUUAUUCUUUGUUUUUAUACUACCCCAUUACACUACUGGUAUCGAAGAAGCUCAUGGCUCGGCGGCGGUAGCAAAUUCGUCGUGAUCCUGGCAGCCAACAUGGGAGGAGGUGUCAUGGAGUGGAAAGGACCCCGCGAGUGGGCAAUUGAGCGCGACAGCGUGCGCAACAAGAAGAACUACGUGCACAGAUGGGGCUAUGAGUUGGAAAUUGUCGACAUGAGCACAAAGAAGCGCUAUGCGCACGAGUGGCGAGAGAGCUGGGAGAAGGUCGACACAAUCCGCAACGCCAUGCGCAAGUACCCGCACGCCGAAUGGUUCUGGUGGCUGGAUCUCAACACCUUCAUCAUGGAGCCCUCAUACUCGUUGCAGCAGCACAUCUUCAACAACCUGAACGACAACGUCUAUCGCGACAUCAACACGUACAACCCGCUCAACAUCUCUCAUCCCCCAACCGCAGCACACCUCGACCCCGAGAGUUUGUCACCGGUCGGAGACGGCAAGCCCGACUCGAUCAACCUCAUCGUGCCCCAAGAUUGUGGUGGCUUCAACCUGGGUUCGUUCUUCGUCAAGCGUUCUGCUUGGACAGAUCGCUUGCUAGACAUCUGGUGGGAUCCUGUUGGUUAUGAACAAAAACACAUGGAAUGGGAACACAAGGAGCAAGAUGCAUUGGAAUACAUGUACACCAACCAACCUUGGGUGCGACCUCAUCUUGCCUUUAUCCCGCAGCGCAAGGUCAACAGCUUCCCGCCCGGCGCAUGCGGCGACAACGGCGAGGAUAUGAACAUCCACUAUCACGAGCACGACCGCGACUUUGUCGUCAACAUGGCUGGCUGCGAGUGGGGCAGAGACUGCUGGGGAGAAAUGUACAACUACCGACAGCUGAGCAACAGGCUCAACCGCAACAAGUGGGAGAAGAUCAAGGACGGGGUUUCCGGAGCCUUUUCAUUCCUCCAAACCAAGAAGAAGGAAAUAACGGGGACGGCGGCAGACGUCGAGGACGAGAAGAAGGAGUCAUGAUAUUGAAAGGCAGAGGAUUGGGAUAAAGGAAGGGGGAAUUUCGGAGUCAUGUAUACAUUUGCAAACGAUGUUGAUUUCUUGUGCCUGUCUUUUGCCAUUUCCCCAGAAGUAUCAAGUGUACAAGGUGUGAGCGGCGUGUGGCAGCUUCGCUUCGCGAUAAACGUGUCAAGGUAUGUGAGGCGUGUAGGAAAAGGGCCGAUGGUCGACAGACAGGAACGGGGGAGAAGUGGUCGGCCAGUCGGAGAGAGAGAGAGAGAGAGAGAGAGG